Molecule: messenger RNA, 1276 nt
Organism: Sinocyclocheilus anshuiensis
Lineage: Eukaryota; Metazoa; Chordata; Actinopteri; Cypriniformes; Cyprinidae
Product: transmembrane protein 178B-like
Exons: 4
Coding region: 181-1029 (282 amino acids)
Cellular component (GO): membrane
Source: RefSeq, a predicted model, not a curated record
CACUUUCAUCAGCAGUCUCCAGUGUCGGCAUUGGUCCUCCUUCAUCCCGAGGCCAAGCGAGCAGCAGCAGAGGCACAAACAUGUCUGUCUAGAGCUCCAGCAGCAUAUGUAUCGUCCUGUUAUGUCGGGUUUAGGAUGAUAUGGGCUCGGCGGAAGAUGUGACAGUUGUCCGCGGGCGUCAUGAUGAUAUUAACGGCGUCGGGGCUCUUCCUGGCCUUCUGCUCCAUCGGGCUCUUGACCAUGGCCAUCAGCACGGACUACUGGUACGAAACAGAUGCGCGGAAACACCGGGACCGAUGCAAAAAAUACGCCAGCAAGAGAAAUGACCCAGGAUACAUAUACAUCUCCAACCAGAAUCUCCCACUCCGGAUGCGACCUAAAGCGAGUCCUCUGCGGGAAUCCCCGCACCCCGAGCCCGUCAUGGAAUCACGCUGCAGCCGCCGCUACAACUCGACCACAACCGGACUGUGGAGGAAAUGCCACCGAGAAGGGUUCGAUCUGGAGAACGAGGACCUGAUUUUUAAAGGUUUGCUUCAGCGUUGCACGCCGGUGAAGUAUUACUAUUCCUCAGUGAAUAUCCCACGGAAUCUGCCAGUUAACAUCACCAAGACAAUAAGACAAGACGAAUGGCAUGCUCUCCAUUUGCAGCGGAUGACGGCAGGUUUCAUCGGUAUGGCUGUGGCCAUCAUUCUGUUUGGCUGGAUCAUUGGUGUGCUGGGCUGCUGGAAACACAAUGAGCUGAUGCAGUAUGUAGCUGGACUGCUCUUCCUGAUGGGAGGCACCUGCUGCAUCAUUUCCUUGUGCACAUGUGUGGCUGGCAUUAACUUCGAGCUCUCGCGGUAUCCGCGCUACCUGUACGGCCUGCCGGAGGACAUCAGUCACGGGUACGGCUGGUCCAUGUUCAGCGCGUGGGGCGGUCUGGGUCUGACGCUGCUGGCUGGGUUUCUGUGCACUCUGGCGCCCUCUCUGCACAGUCCCCAGAUCAGCAGCGGCACACACAAACCGCGACAGGAGAACGGCAUGGUGUGACGCUCGCACACUCCACACACCAUACGCAUAGAUCCAAGGUCCUUACAAGCCAGAGAGAAAUGUCAAAUAAACAGUAACACACACUACAGACACUGUACAGAUAGACCUACUCUGCUAUAAUACGAUGGUGAGAAUAAAUCAUGAUCUAGAGUGCAGCUGAGCUAAACAUGCUGGAGCUGAGAGAAAACAUGUGCUGCAAAACAUUGUCAAUCAGCAUGAUUGUCUUAUUUUCCAGAAAAACAAAGAA